Molecule: messenger RNA, 1089 nt
Organism: Prinia subflava (tawny-flanked prinia)
Lineage: Eukaryota; Metazoa; Chordata; Aves; Passeriformes; Cisticolidae
Gene: LGALS3
Product: galectin 3
Exons: 7
Coding region: 141-992 (283 amino acids)
Biological process (GO): positive chemotaxis; monocyte chemotaxis; neutrophil chemotaxis
Cellular component (GO): cytoplasm; nucleus; immunological synapse
Molecular function (GO): carbohydrate binding; IgE binding; laminin binding
Source: RefSeq, a predicted model, not a curated record
UGUCCCCGGCACCGCCCCGUCCCCACCCCCGGGCGGGUCCCGCCGUGCGCCGGUGCCGGAGCCCAGAGCGGCGCGGAGCAGGUGUUGGACCAGGAUUUGUCCUUUGGCACCGGAGCUGUUGGCUCUGCUGGGCAGGAAAAAUGUCAGACGGUUUCUCUCUAUCUGAUGCCUUGGCCAACAGCAACAACCCAGCCCCCUGUGCCCCCCCAGGCCAGGGCUGGCCCUCCUGGGGGAACCAACCAGCAGCUCCUGGCGCAUUCCCAGGGUAUCCUGGAGCACCAGGAGCCUACCCUGGAGCACCAGGAACCUGUCCUGGAGGAGCAGGAGUCUACCCUGCAGUACCUGGGGCAUAUCCUGGAGCUUAUCCUGGAGCACCUGGAGCUUAUCCUGGAGGACCAGCAGGACCUGGAGCAUACCCUGGAGCCCCUGGAGCAUUCCCUGGAGCUCCAGCAGGGCCCUUCCCUGCCCCAGGACAACCAUCCAGCAGCCCUGGAUUUGGGCCUUCUGCUCCUCAGGGAGGGCCAACUGCUCCACAGGGAGGACCAGCUGCUCCUCAGGGAGCACCGACCCCUGCACUGAAAGUGCCCUUUGAGCUGCCCCUGCAGGCAGGACUGGUCCCUCGGCUGCUCAUCACCAUCACUGGCACUGUGAACCCCAACCCAGACAGGUUUCAACUGGAUUUCAAAAGAGGGAAUGACGUUGCCUUCCACUUCAACCCCCGCUUCAACGAAGACCACAAGAAAGUCAUUGUCUGCAAUUCCAUGUUCCAGAACACGUGGGGGAAGGAGGAGAGGACAGCUCCCAGGUUCCCAUUUGAAGCUGGAAAACCCUUCAAGCUGCAGGUCCUCUGUGAGGCAGAUCACUUCAAGGUGGCCGUGAACGACGCUCACUUGCUGCAGUACAACUUCCGUGAGAAGAGGCUGAACGAGGUCACCAAGCUGUGCAUCGGGGGGGACAUCGCCCUCACCAGCGUCGUGCCCACCAUGAUAUAACUGGGGAAAUCUGGAAAAACCCUGCUGUUCCUGGGGUGGGACACAAGUGCCUUCUCACCAGAUCACUGUGACCUAAUAAAACAUGUAACCUGUAAAA